Lachancea lanzarotensis is the source of this 5043-nucleotide messenger RNA. RefSeq names its product LALA0S07e05094g1_1 (gene DOP1). The record is from RefSeq and is a predicted model, not a curated record. The transcript has a single exon. The coding region runs from base 1 to 5043 and encodes 1680 amino acids. Gene Ontology annotation, biological process: Golgi to endosome transport. Gene Ontology annotation, cellular component: endosome; trans-Golgi network. Lineage: Eukaryota; Fungi; Ascomycota; Saccharomycetes; Saccharomycetales; Saccharomycetaceae.
AUGUCGGUGCCCCUCAAGCCUAUUUCAAUUGACUUCAAUAAUCGACAAUUGGACGGCAAACAGAAGAAGUUCCACGCAAGCAUCGAACGCGCCUUACAGCAUUUCGAUUCGGUUACAGAAUGGGCAGAUUACAUCGCCAGCUUGGGUAAGCUACUAAAAGCACUGCAAAGUUGGACACCUCAGUUCCAAAACGUACGAUACUAUGUUCCUUUCCCCUACCAGGUCAGCAGACGAUUGGCUUCGUCCCUGUCGCCGAACUUACCAUCAGGAGUACAUUUGAAAACAAUUGAAGUGUACAGCAUCAUUUUUGACAAAAUCGGAAUAGAUAACUUAAGCAAAGAGUGCAAUAUAUGGAUACCGGGACUCUUACCAUUGAUGUCGUAUGCUUCUAUGUCCGUGAAAGGUCCAUUGAUCGAACUUUAUGAAAACCAUGUGGUUCAAAUGCCAGCUUCAACACUGCGGUUGAUACUGAAGCCUCUUUUGGCCAGUCUUUUCCCAGAUAUCGAUGACGAAAGCAGCGAAUCUCAGCCUGCCACACUGGCUCUGAUCGAAACAAUUCGAGAAAAUGCUGCUGACGAGUCUCUGUUCUGGCAAAGCUGCUUUAUGAUCAUGAUAAAUAACAAGGAAAGAAGGCCAGGCGGCCUUGCGUGGUUGACUAAAUUCCUACCCUCUUUUAAUGCCGUCCCUCACAAAAUCCGCCGCCAAAAUGAAGAAGUAUCGUCACCGGAGGAUUCUAUUAACGACCAGGAUAGUACUAGGAGCAAACGUGACUCGGCGCUCAGGCUUCUGCUGCCGGCAGCAAAGGAUGUAGUGCAUCCCGAACCUGGCCUUCUCAUCAGAUGUUUAGUGAGCUGCUUGGCUGAAGAUAGCGAACUGCUUAUAAAGCGAGGCAUAUUGGACUUACUUCUACAACGCAUUAACCUAAACUCUCCAAUACUGCAGCAAUUGGCUACAGAAUCAGAUAAAACUUUGCUUAUGAUGAGCUGCUGCAAAACUAUGCUCAGUCGGGACAUGUCAAUAAGCAGAAGAAUAUGGAGCUGGUUACUUGGACCUUCGUCAGUCGCUGCAACCAACUCUCAAUCAAGUCCUUCAGAUGACUAUUUCCCACGCUAUGGUGAAGCUUACCUGCUUGCAGGGCUCACCGAGAUGAUAAAACACGACCAGCAAAUACCAGACGCUUACAAAAUUUGUCUUACCAUAAUGGAUCGCUGGGAAAUUGCAUCACAUAUCAUACCGAAGGUUUUCAUACCAUUGAUGAGCGCAGCUUUCCGUUUUCAAAAUAACGACGCUAUCAUGAAAAAUGCGUCCGAAUUCUUUGACUCCGUCGAAACGCAUAUAAUAUGCAGUCACCUUUUUCAGUCGACUGUUGAGAACAACAAUCUAGGCCUUUUUAUCUUCGUACUUUCACGGUUCAGGGUCGGCCAUGAUGAGGAAAUCGUUGUGCGACAUUUGCCGCUAAUCCUGCUCGCCAUCCUCUGCAGACACACAAGUUUUCAUGAGGAUGAAUUCAACGCAAUUUGUGAGCUUCUCGUCUCAAUAAUUCCAGAAAGAGCUCUUCUACCCAUUGAACAUUCGGAGCUUUCGAAUGCAUCAGGUGUUACAGAUAGGGACGAAUACGGAGCUGUGGCGGACUAUUACUCAAACUUUUUGAGUUCAACGAAAGCACCGAAUAUGGAAGAUUCAUCAGAUGUUCUACCUCCAUAUUCAGGGGCAGAUCUAACUCUACUCAUUGUUGUAAAGAUGAGAAAAUGCCUAAUCUACUACUCCAAGAACGGCUACCGAUUCAACAAAAGCGUUGAAAUAUUUCUGCAGCUCGAAAGUAAAAUUCCUCAAAGAGCAGACGUCUCACCUAUAUCUCGACCUCUAGAGAAUGACGCCUCCGGCUCAAACGAUUUAUCGAAACCGCUGACGGACACAUUGUUCGAAAUAAACGCUGACUCGACCUGUGGGUCCAGCGACACUGUCUUCGGUUGGGUAAAGAUCUGUACAAAAUAUCUUGCUCCCAAACUUCAUGUUAUAGAGACUGCGAAGAUCUCCAAGUUAUUGGUUUCCAACCUUUGGCCCUUUUUGGUCAAUUCCGAUGCCCAAAUUGAAUCAGUCGAGUGCUUGGAUCAAUUAGCGGUUGCUUUAGGAUCGAAGUUUGUGGAAAGUGCGCUGUCGUUUGCCUUCGUCAGAGAAACAGACAUAAAUAUGAAAACGAGUGCGCUGGAUGCCAUUUGGAUUCAUUCCGAGGAUAACACACCUAUCAUUCGCAGGCCACUCGAAUUGGUUCUCGAUGAACUUUUUGAUGAUCAGGACCCAAAUUACCUUACAACAUCGAGAUGGAUCACCGGAGUCGUAAAGCAAGGUUCUGCCAACAAAUUAUAUCACAUAUUAUGUGAAAAUCUUCUCAGCAAUGAGUUGAUUUACAAGGAAACCCUGGGUGAAUUGGAUGACAUUGACUCGUUCGUUUAUUCUUGUCAAAUCCUUAUUAACGUCCUGAGUGUUGACAGUCUUCUUGUUCAGAAGUCUUUCAAGGCAGAGCGAACCUCUAUUCAAUCCACAGAGACGUGGAAAGGCGAUGACAUAUCAAAUUACAAAAACCUCGUGGUCGCAAUAAUAGUUAAGUUCUUGGGUGCGAAAGAAAAUCAUACGGGCAAGAGCGUUCGCACAGUUUUACUAUUGCUUGAUAUUCUGUUGGACGGAACCGAACACAACUUUCAGCACAUUGUAGUAUUUUUGCUAGAGCUGACGAACAAGCAAUUUGGGGUGGGCACUCAAGAGUCAGAGUUGAUAUCUGUGUCUUUACUUCACCUCAUUUCUAAAGUGUUAAGGCUUUCACAUGAAGAGCACAUUGAGCUGGGAAUUUUUAAUGACGACAAGUCCCAAUUACGCUACAUCGAUUUUUUGGUCACUGGAGUUUUGAGCAUGAAAAGCCCAUUGAUAAUUUGUUCGUACGUCAAACUUUUAUCGGAAAGCCUUGUGUACUUCCAAGACUCCAUUUUUUCCAUCAUAUUGCCCUUGACGACAUCAAUCACAGAGCGGAUAAAAGAGCUGUUUGGCAAUGACGCGGAAAGAGGCCUGCGAUACCAAUCGAUAGCUUACCUCAUGAGUGGGCUAAGAGAACUAAUGGAAGUUUCUCACAGCUACCUAGCGGCAGAGGAGAGUGGGGGUGCAUCUCACUACAAUUCUUCAAGAAAUGAUUUCUUGCAGAGCGUGGUAGCAAAUGUCUUUUCGAAUGAAAGUACCGAUGAAUCAAAAAUAAAGCACGAGCGUGAAAUCAUCAUACAGUCAUUCAAGCUUGUUGUUUCCUGCUGUUUGCAAGUUUGGACUUGGUCACACUUUUAUUCGAAGUCCAAAGAAAAUGAAAGUGGCAGAGACGAGUUCGAUCUUUUCGAAGAAUCUCUACAUCAUCAAGCCUACAAGUAUAAAUCGCAAUCUAAAAAUCUCCUGAUUGCGAUAUUUGCUCUCGAGCCUUUGGAAGUGCUUGAAGAGUUUAUAUCAGAGCACCCUGACAACGUUAGUUUGACGCUCAUACACGCUCUUGAUGGCAACAAGCCAGCGCUAACCUUACCCCACCUGUUUCAAGGCAUCGUGUAUCGAUGUAACAAACUAUCGACAGUAAAAUUCUCAAAUACCACGCCUUCGAGAACAGCGCCCAAUCCUCUAUUAAUGAAUCAGCUCAGUGCAAGAUCAAUGCUAAACUUUAUCCUCGAAUAUCUCGCAACUUUGGAGAACGCUGCGGUGGAGGACUUGUACGAUGACUUCAUCUUGCUUAUAAAGGAGAUUUCGAGUUACUCUCAGCAUUAUAAGAAGAUAUCAUGCUUAGUUCUGAAGACUAUUGCUCUUGUAAGUGAGAAAAUACACAAUACCAGAUUUGGUGAGGACAAAAAGGUAAGGAGAGAGCUUUCCGACAUUUUCAGCAAAUAUCUCCCAAGCGCGCUCAACGAAGAUUUUAAUAUUGCUGAUAUCUCCACGUACAAUGACCUCGAUUAUGUUUUUUCAAGACUGCGGUUCAUUAUUGUUGAUUUUCCAGCAGGAGACAAGUGCAUUGCGGCUAUCGCUUUAGUAGCUCAAUCUGAGGUUUUUGCUAGCGUGAAGAGGCAGCAUCAGCGUGUCCCAACACAUGUUCUGAAGCUUCUUCUGACGAUUUCCAAGAUUGGAGGCAAGUCAAAGGCUCUGAGGACUCUGAUCAAUGACGUUUUCUCCAGCGACAGAAGAUUUUGUCUUCUGGGUGACUAUUCUCCCUGGAAUGAGGUCAUAUUCGAGUGGUCGAACUACCCCGAUAACAAGGAUAAAUUGAUCAAUGAGCUAAUCACGUCUACCAGUGUCAAAGCCAAUGCUUUGGGUCCCAACAUUAAUCCUUUUACGGCCUGGAGUGAAUCUGAGAUCGAUACUAAAUGCCACAACAUUAUCAGAAUUGGUUACCUCCUUUUGAUCUCUCCUCAAGACCACUAUCUUUUGCACUUCAAGGACUUAAUGAAUCAAUUAGAGCAACAUUUAGUCUCGGAGGAAGCUCAAAUCAAGUCAUGUUGUUUCCUACUCUUGAGGUGUGUGUUACUGCAGUUUUCGGCAAUGCACUUUGCCGAGUAUUGGAGUAUGUUGUCCUACAGCUUGCAAAUGGGGUUUCAAAAAUUCUAUGAAUGUCUGCAGAUGCAGCAAGACGUAGAGCCUAAUGUGAUUUUUCAGGUUGCUAAAAGUGUGGACAUGCUGUUGACCUUAAAUUUUGAAGAAUUUUCUGCCAGUUACGAGUGGCUUUUCGUGAUCGACACUAUCAACUGUAUUUACAAGACGGAUCCUUAUAUCAGCUUGGCUGAUGAAAUUAGCGAUUGCAAGGACUUUGCAAAAACGGAUGCCGGCGAAUUCGAUGUUGUGGAGGGUUCAAAGGACAGAGUUCCGCUACUACAGGGAGUACAUGCUAUUCAGAAACACACGCAGCUAAGAAAGUUUUUCCACACCGUAAGUUAUGCACAUUAUGAGGAAAUGUAUGCGUUGAAAGCAGUGGGCUGGAAAGCGUGUUGUGAUGACACCUUUGCUGAUAUAUUCGCUUUCAUAAUGACUUAG